CAAACACCAUCAUCACACACCAUCACCACCUCCUCCUCCAACAUCGCACCGUCAGCAGCACGCCCGCACAGUUCCCCAUACGCGCGGUUCUUCAGAGACUUGAACUCCUCAUCUGCUCUCUCCCUCCUGCGACGACAACCACCCACCACCACCCACCGACACACACGCCCAACCAUGUCGACGAUACAGGAAAUCACCUCGGAAGAGGACUGGCGCGCGCACGUGGCCUCGCUGUCCAAGAAGACGCUGCUCGUCAUCUCGUUCCACGCGCCCUGGGCCGCCCCCUGCACCCAGAUGAACGCCGUCCUCAAGGCCCUGGCCGCCGAGUACCCCGUCUCCAACGAGAACCCCACGAGCUGGGUCUCCCUCAACGCCGAGGAGCUCAGCGACAUCUCCGAGACGUACGACGUCACCGCCGUCCCGUUCCUCGUCCUCCAGCGCGACGACCAGAUCCUCGAGACCGUCAGCGGCAGCAGCGCCGUCAAAGUCCGCGCCGCCAUCGAGGCGCACGCCAAGCCUUCCUCUUCCACAUCAGCCACACAACAAUCGACGACAUCUUCCUCAAAUCAGGCGGCAGCGGCAGCGGCAGCGGCAAACGGGUCCUCAGCACAAACACCACAAGUUGACGCCCCCGCCGCCGAGGCCGACCCGGCCAAGGCCAAGGAGGAGCUGUGGAAGAAGCUCGGCGAGCUGGUCAAGGCCGCGCCCGUCAUGCUCUUCAUGAAGGGCACCCCCAGCAGCCCGCAGUGCGGCUUCUCGCGGCAGCUCGUCGCCCUCCUGCGCGAGCGCUCCGUAAAGUACGGCUUCUUCAACAUUCUCGCCGAUGACGAGGUCCGCCAGGGCCUCAAGGAGUUUGCCGACUGGCCCACGUACCCGCAGCUGUGGAUGGACGGGGAUCUCGUCGGGGGGCUGGACAUUAUCAAGGAGGAACUCGAAACCGACCCAGACUUCUUCAAAGCGCACAGCGUCGCCAAGGAGGAGACCACCGCCGCCUAGAAGGAAUAAAAACAAAAAGGAAAAAACGGAAAAUCAACAACCACCAGCACACAUUGGUGGCGAACAGGGGGCAUUUCAAAGUCAAGAGCUGGAAAUUUUCUGGGCAAGAAAAGGGUAUGAUAAUCGAGACACAGAUGUGUACCCGGGCAAGACACGCAGCCAGAGGUCGGGAACAUGAGUUUCAAGAGGUUCAGUCAGGUAAAGUGUGGGGAAAGCCAGGAUAAUCAAUCCAGACUGUAGGACGCGCGUGGAGAAACGAGGAUGUUGCUGUAAGGAGCAGAUAUGCAUUCAGGACCAAGGCCAAAAGAGCAACCAAAAAAAAAAGAUGCAAACACAAUCGCGGAAGUCCAGAACUAUUAGUCCUGCACAGAUUGCUAUUCUGUGGGCUACUGUCGUCUUUGUCUGAAGACCAUCCGAGAAGUAUUGCGCAGUUCGUUGCUUGCCCUCCAGGCAGUGUUUGGUCUCUCCAGCAGAUUAUGAGCACACGAGCAUCGUUCAU
Messenger RNA from Microdochium trichocladiopsis, 1495 nucleotides. RefSeq names its product monothiol glutaredoxin-5. The record is from RefSeq and is a predicted model, not a curated record. Bases 175 to 996 code for a protein of 273 amino acids. Gene Ontology annotation, molecular function: 2 iron, 2 sulfur cluster binding. Lineage: Eukaryota; Fungi; Ascomycota; Sordariomycetes; Xylariales; Microdochiaceae. The transcript is spliced from 2 exons.